UUUUGGCCUAGGCCGCGGGGCCGCCCGUGGCCGCCGGGGAGCAGGCGAAAGGGGUUUGUGUGUGGUGGGGGCCUGGGCCUGGGGAAGCUGACGCCGGUCGUCCGGAAGCCAGGAGGAGGCGAGAGGCCGCUGGUGGACUCCGGGCCUAGGCCCUCUCCCCUCAACCUUCUCCCGAGAUCUGGGUCACCCCGAUCCACGGAAGAGACCAACGGGAGGUGCGGCCGCGCUAUGGACCCCUGACCCCACUGGGGUCGCUCGGACUCUAACGUGUGGACUGACCGCUACAGACUGCACCGCCUGCCUGCCCCCCGUCUCCUGCCGGCCCUUAGCAUGAGCGAGGGGGACCCAGCCGGGUGACAUUGUGCCCGUUGGCGGAUUCUCCAUUUCCCCUUCCCCGUCCUCAUCCGCCUCCUCCCACAUGAAGUGAUUCUGAGUUUCGGGGGUUCUGGAUUAUUGUUCUUACGAACCCCUGCAUUUGGUUGGGGGGUAUUUAAGGCCUUAGGGUCCUUCAGUGUCUUUGAGUGUUUUGUGUGUGUACAUAUUUUGCGCUUAAGUUUAUAAAUAUACGUAUAUUGAGCGUGUCCACGUCUCCUCGCUGAACCUUAGGAAACCUUUGGCACCAUGUCCUGUGUGCAUUAUAAAUUUUCCUCUAAACUCAACUAUGAUACCGUCACUUUUGAUGGGCUCCACAUCUCCCUCUGCGACUUAAAGAAGCAGAUUAUGGGGAGAGAGAAGCUGAAAGCUGCCGACUGCGACCUGCAGAUCACCAACGCGCAAACGAAAGAAGAAUAUACUGAUGAUAACGCGCUAAUCCCUAAGAACUCGUCUGUGAUCGUUAGGAGAAUUCCUAUUGGAGGCGUUAGAUCUACAAGCAAGACAUACGUUAUAAGUCGAACUGAGCCAGUGAUGGGAACUUCAAAAGCAAUUGAUGACUCUUCUGCGUCUAUUUCUCUGGCCCAGCUUACAAAGACUGCCAAUCUGGCUGAAGCCAAUGCUUCUGAAGAAGAUAAAAUUAAAGCAAUGAUGUCGCAGUCUGGCCAUGAAUACGACCCAAUCAAUUACAUGAAGAAACCUCUAGGUCCACCACCUCCAUCUUAUACCUGUUUUCGCUGUGGUAAACCUGGCCAUUAUAUUAAGAAUUGCCCAACAAAUGGGGAUAAGAACUUUGAAUCUGGUCCUAGAAUUAAAAAGAGCACUGGAAUUCCUAGAAGUUUUAUGAUGGAAGUGAAAGAUCCUAAUAUGAAAGGUGCAAUGCUUACCAACACUGGAAAAUAUGCAAUACCAACUAUAGAUGCAGAAGCAUAUGCAAUUGGGAAGAAAGAAAAGCCGCCUUUUUUACCAGAAGAGCCAUCUUCUUCUUCAGAAGAAGAUGACCCCAUCCCAGAUGAACUUUUGUGUCUCAUUUGCAAAGAUAUUAUGACUGAUGCAGUUGUCAUUCCCUGCUGUGGAAACAGUUACUGUGACGAAUGUAUAAGAACAGCACUUCUGGAAUCAGAUGAACAUACGUGUCCAACAUGUCAUCAGAAUGAUGUCUCUCCUGAUGCUUUAAUUGCCAAUAAAUUUUUACGACAGGCCGUUAAUAACUUCAAAAAUGAGACUGGUUACACAAAAAGACUACGAAAACAGCUGCCUCCACCACCACCCCCAAUACCACCUCCAAGACCACUUAUUCAGCGGAACCUACAGCCUCUGAUGAGAUCUCCAAUAUCAAGACAGCAGGAUCCUCUGAUGAUUCCAGUCACAUCUUCGUCAUCUCAUCCACCUCCCUCUAUGUCUUCAUUGGCUUCUAAUCAGUCUCCCUUGGCUCCUCCUGGGCCUGGAAAUUCAUCUUCUGCCCCAGCUCCUGUUCCUGAUAUAACUGCAACAGUGUCCAUAUCAGUCCAUUCAGAAAAAUCAGAUGGACCUUUCCGGGACUCUGAUAAUAAAAUCUUGCCAGCGGCAGCCCUUGCAUCAGAACAUCCAAAGGGAACCUCUUCAAUUGCAAUUACUGCUCUUAUGGAAGAGAAGGGUUACCAGGUGCCUGUACUUGGAACCCCGUCUUUGCUUGGACAGUCAUUAUUGCAUGGACAAUUGAUCCCCACAACUGGUCCAGUAAGAAUAAAUACUGCUCGUCCAGGUGGGGGUCGACCAGGUUGGGAACAUUCCAAUAAACUUGGAUAUCUGGUAUCUCCGCCACAGCAAAUUAGAAGGGGGGAGAGGAGCUGCUACAGUUACCUAUCCAGGCAGUCCCCAGGUUAUGAACAUUGGACUUACAUACAACCUGUAGUUAUGAACCAACCCCGUAAAGCCUAUUAUAUGAAAAAUUUGAGAAGUAUAAACCGUGGACGACACCACAGCGAGAGAUCACAGAGGACUCAAGGCCCAUCACUACCAGCAACUCCAGUUUUUGUGCCUGUCCCACCACCACCCCUGUAUCCACCUCCUCCCCAUACACUUCCUCUCCCUGCAGGUGUUCCUCCACCACAGUUUUCUCCUCAGUUUCCUCCUGGCCAGCCACCACCUGCUGGGUAUAGUGUCCCUCCUCCAGGGUUUCCUCCAGCUCCUGCCAAUUUAUCAACACCCUGGGUAUCAUCAGGAGUGCAGACAGCUCAUUCAAAUACCAUCCCAACAACACAGGCACCACCUUUGUCCAGGGAAGAAUUCUAUAGAGAGCAACGACGACUGAAAGAAGAGGAAAAGAAAAAGUCCAAGCUAGAUGAGUUUACAAAUGAUUUUGCUAAGGAAUUGAUGGAAUACAAAAAGAUUCAAAAGGAGCGUAGGCGCUCAUUUUCCAGGUCUAAAUCUCCCUAUAGUGGUUCAUCAUAUUCAAGAAGUUCAUAUACUUACUCUAAAUCAAGAUCUGGUUCAACGCGUUCACGCUCUUAUUCUCGAUCAUUUAGCCGCUCUCACUCUCGUUCCUAUUCACGAUCACCUCCAUAUCCCAGAAGAGGCAGAGGGAAGAGUCGAAAUUACCGUUCACGGUCUAGAUCUCAUGGAUAUCAUCGAUCUAGGUCAAGAUCCCCUCCAUAUAGACGCUAUCAUUCUCGAUCAAGAUCUCCUCAAGCAUUUAGGGGACAGUCUCCCACUAAACGUAAUGCACCUCAAGGGGAAGCAGGACGUGAAUAUUUUAAUAGAUUCAGAGAAGUCCCACCACCUUAUGAUAUGAAAGCUUAUUAUGGGAGGAGUGUUGACUUUAGAGACCCAUUUGAAAAGGAGCGUUACAGAGAAUGGGAGAGAAAAUAUAGAGAGUGGUAUGAAAAAUACUAUAAAGAUUAUGCUGCUGGAGCACAGCCUAGACCCUCAGCAAAUAGAGAGAACUUUUCUCCAGAGAGAUUUUUACCACUUAAUAUCAGGAAUUCUCCCUUUACAAGAGGCCGCAGAGAAGAUUAUGCUGCUGGACAGAGUCAUAGAAGUCGAAACGUAGGUGGCACCUAUCCAGAAAAGCUUCCAACAAGAGACAGUCACAAUCAGAAGGAUAAUACAAAAACAAAAGAGAAGGAGAGUGAAAAUGCUCCAGGAGAUGGUAAAGGAAAUAAACAUAAGAAACAUAGAAAAAGAAGAAAAGGAGAAGAAAAUGAAUGUUUUCUGAACCCAGAGUUACUAGAGACAUCUAGGAAAUCUAGAGAACCUACAGGUGGUGAGGAAAGUAAAACAGAUUCAUUGUUUGUUCUCCCAAAUAGAGAUGAUGCUACACCUGUUAGAGAUGAACCAAUGGAUGCAGAAUCCAUUACUUUUAAAUCAGUGUCUGAAAAAGACAAGAGAGAAAAAGAUAAGCCAAAAGCAAAAGGUGACAAGACCAAACGGAAAAAUGAGGGAUCUACUGUGUCCAAAAAAGAAAAUGUAAAACCUGCUAAAGGACCUCAAGAAAAACUAGAUGGAGAGCGUGAAAAAUCUCCUCGAUCUGAACCUCCACUGAAAAAAGCCAAAGAGGAGACUCCAAAGACUGACAAUGCUAAUAAAUCAACAUCUUCCUCUCAGAAAGAUGAGAAGAUCGUUGGCAUUCCCAGGAAAGCUCACUCCAAGUCAGCAAAAGAACACCAAGAGACAAAACCAGUCAAAGAGGAAAAAGUGAAGAAGGACUACUCCAAAGAUGUCAAAUCAGAAAAGCUAACUAGUAAGGAAGAAAAGGCCAAGAAGCCUAGUGAGAAAAGUAAGCCACUUGAUAGCAAGGGAGAAAAAAGAAAAAGAAAAACUGAAGAAAAAGGUGUAGAUAAAGAUUUUGAGUCGUCUUCACUGAAAAUCUCUAAACUAGAAGUAACUGAAACAGCGAAACCAUCACCAAAACGCAAAAUGGAACCUGAUGUUGAAAAGAUGGAUAGGACCCCUGAAAAGGACAAAAAUUCCUCAACUGCCCCAGCCAAAAAAAUCAAGCUCAACAGGGAGACGGGGAAGAAAAUUGGAAGUGCAGAAAAUAUAUCUAAUACAAAAGAACUCUCUGAAAAAUUGGAAUCAACAUCUAGCAAAGUUAAACAAGAAAAAGUCAAAGGAAAAGUCAGACGAAAAGUAACCGGAACUGAAGGGUCCAGCUCCACUCUCGUGGAUUAUACCAGUACAAGCUCAACUGGAGGCAGUCCUGUGCGGAAAUCUGAAGAAAAAACAGAUACAAAGCGAACCGUCAUUAAAACUAUGGAAGAGUAUAACAAUGACAAUACAGCUCCUGCUGAAGAUGUUAUUAUUAUGAUUCAGGUUCCUCAGUCCAAAUGGGAUAAAGAUGACUUCGAAUCUGAAGAAGAAGACGUGAAGUCUACACAGCCUGUAUCGAGCAUAGGAAAGCCUGCUAGCGUUAUAAAAAGUGUUAGCGCUAAGCCAUCAGGUACAGCCAAGUACAAUGAAAAAGAAAGUGAGCCAUCAGAGAAGGUUCAGAAACUCACCAAGGAAGUGAGCCAUGAAAUAAUCAUGCAUGAUGUUAAAAGUUCAAAAAACUCCGCAUCUAGCGAAAAAGGGAAAACCAAAGAUCGAGAUCAUUCAGUGUUGGAAAAGGAAAACCCUGAAAAGAGGAAGAGCAGCGUUCAACCAGAGAAAGAUAGUAAUUUGGACCGUCUGAAUGAACAAGGAAGUUUUAGAAGUCUGUCUCAGUCUUCCAAAGAGACUAGAACUUCAGAUAAACAUGAUUCUGUUCGAGGCUCCUCAAAUAAAGACUUCACUCCCAAUAGAGACAAAAAACCUGACUAUGACAACAGAGAUUAUUCAAGUUCCAAACGCAGAGAUGAAAGGAAUGAAUCAGCCAGAAGAAAAGACUCUCCUCCUCGGAAUAAGGAUUCUGCAUCUGGACAGAAAAAUAAACCAAGAGAUGAGAGAGAUUUGGCUAAGAAGGGAACAGGAGACUCCAAAAAAAGUAGUUUAAGUCCCUCAAGAGACAGAAAGCCUCAUGAUCACAAAGCCACUUAUGAUACUAAACGCUCUAGUGAAGAGACAAAAUCUGUGGAUAAAAAUCCUUGUAAAGAGCGUGAGAAGCAUGUUUCAGAAGCAAGGAACAAUAAAGAGUCAAGUGGCAAUAAAUCACUGUAUAUACUUAACCCACCAGACUCACAGAUUGAAAAAGAGCAAGUUACUGGGCAAAUUGACAAGAAUGCUAUCAAGCCUAAACCUCAGUUAAGCCACUCCUCUCGACUUUCCUCCGACUUAACUAGAGAAACUGAUGAAGCUGCUUUUGAACCAGACUAUAAUGAAAGUGACAGUGAGAGUAAUGUAUCUGUAAAAGAAGAGGAAACGUCAGGAAAAAUUUCUAAGGAACUGAAAGAUAAAGUGAUAGAGAAAGCAAAAGAGAACCUGGACACAGCAGCAGUUGGCCAAAUAGGCAUAACGAGGAGUCAGAGUCAAAGCAGUCCUAGUGUUAGCCCGAGUAGAAGUCACAGCCCUUCUGGAAGCCAAACCCGAAGCCACAGUAGCAGUGCCAGCUCAGCAGAAAGUCAGGACAGCAAGAAGAAGAAGAAAAAGAAAGAAAAGAAAAAGCACAAGAAACAUAAAAAACAUAAGAAGCAUAAGAAGCAUGCAGGCACUGAGGUAGAAUUGGAAAAAAGCCAAAAACACAAACACAAGAAAAAGAAGUCAAAGAAGAACAAAGAUAAAGAAAAGGAGAAGGAGAAAGAUGACCAAAAAGUGAAAUCUGUCACUGUGUAAAAAAGGACAGAUUUUAAAAAUUGACUUAAUUACUAAGUCAUCUGUAUUAGAUUUUGUUAUAAUGUAAAGAGAUUCAAGCCUUGUAAAUAAUGACAUGGAAAACCCCGUGCUGCACUUAAAAUAUUGCUGCUUGAUUAUUUGAUUUUUACAUCAGAGCUUUAUAACACGAACUUUUGUACAGAAUUGUGAGUUGUGACCAUGUAACAUGAGAGGUUUUGCUAGGGCCUAUUAUUUUUAACCACCAUUAAUUAGUUGGGGUGGAGUUUACUGUACUGUGAAAUUUUCACAUUUGAAUUUUUUUAAUUGCCUGGCAGAAGCUGGUAUCAGUUCUAAAAUAUCAGCGGAAUGAUUUGCUGAAUUCAUUACAACCCCGUUAUGUCACUUUUUGAUUACAAUAAAAGUUUUCAGUAAACUUUUCAAAUGUUGAAUAUUUGUGUUAUUUGAAGAAAGUAGCGUCUGUUUUCCUGUUUUAAAAAUUCUGAGUCUUAAGUUGAACCGAAGGUACAAAAUUCUGGAGUAAACGUGAAAGAUGGAUUUCAUUGGUUGGCUAAUGGUGAGUGGCCAGGUGUAAGAAAUCAGGAUGAAUUGGUCUUGAGUACAGUAAUUAAAAAUUUGACCUUGAAUCUUGGAGCUGAGGAACUGUGACCUGUUUCUAGCCACAUACUCACUUUCUUGAAACCCUGAUAGAUGAGUAUUAAAUCCCUUGAUAAAGUGGCCAGUUAAAGAGCACACACCACUGAGCAUCUGACCCUACCACCAGUUGACAGAAGCCAGCAGUAAUAGCUCCAGAAGCGCUAGAUAAGACUGUGAUGGGUUUCCUUCGUUGCUGUGGUUCUGGAAGUGGACAAUAAACAAUAAAAAACCACAAAAAUGAUUUGGGGACAAGGGUAAGAGUGAUAUUUUAGAAACAUGGUGAUGUAAAAAGGGGUUAAGGAAGGUGUUGGCUA
Loxodonta africana (African savanna elephant) is the source of this 7046-nucleotide messenger RNA. It is a transcript of the gene RBBP6, whose product is annotated as RB binding protein 6, ubiquitin ligase. Gene Ontology annotation, cellular component: nucleus. Bases 622 to 6099 code for a protein of 1825 amino acids. Lineage: Eukaryota; Metazoa; Chordata; Mammalia; Proboscidea; Elephantidae. The transcript has 19 exons. Gene Ontology annotation, molecular function: nucleic acid binding; zinc ion binding; ubiquitin protein ligase activity. The record is from RefSeq and is a predicted model, not a curated record. Gene Ontology annotation, biological process: ubiquitin-dependent protein catabolic process; protein ubiquitination.